UGUCGGCCGUCAUCAGAGGAGAUGGAGCGGGUAGUGUCCGCCUUCUCAGACCAACUUACAACCAUCCUGAGUAACGUCAGCGCUCUGAAGGAUCGGGAGAGGGAGAAAGAGAGUUCUUUGCGCAAUGACAUCAACGAAUUUGCCAGCAAACUGGAUAAUGUCACAUCGAUGUGCCAUUCUGCGGUCCGAAAGCUAAGUGAAGAAAUAAAGCAGAAGGAUGAAGAAACCAAGAAGAGCCUAGAACUUGUCAAACAACAAACAAACAAUCUGACGAGAAUGGUUGACAGACGGGAAGAAGCCGCAGCUCCCAAGACAUGUGACCAUGGAAACUAUACGCUGCUCCCGUCUGUGAACAUGUGCAUCCGACUGAGUGGACCGACAGACACACUCAGCUGGUACGUCAGUCAGGGCAGGUGCGAGUCUGAGGCUGGUCGCCUUGUUAACCUCGACAGCGUCGACAAACAGGACGCUGUGGUGAAAUACUUGCACAGCAUUGGGGACAAAGCAUAUGAUGCCGGUAAGUCCUAUCGCAUCUGGGUUGGAAUGAAGAAGAUUCAGGGUCGAAGCUUCGAGUGGACCGAACAUGGUAACACCAAUGGGCUAAAGUGGGACGAUGGGGAACCUGACGCCCUGGACUAUCAGGACGUGGUGCAGCUCACGCCGGGCGGUCUCUCGGAUAUCCCGAGCUACAGCAAACGUAGAUACAUAUGUGAGAUUGUCCUUGCCUGA
Haliotis rubra (blacklip abalone) is the source of this 729-nucleotide messenger RNA. RefSeq lists its product as uncharacterized. The record is from RefSeq and is a predicted model, not a curated record. The coding region runs from base 22 to 729 and encodes 235 amino acids. Lineage: Eukaryota; Metazoa; Mollusca; Gastropoda; Lepetellida; Haliotidae. The transcript has 5 exons.